Messenger RNA from Cricetulus griseus (Chinese hamster), 1957 nucleotides. Lineage: Eukaryota; Metazoa; Chordata; Mammalia; Rodentia; Cricetidae. The record is from RefSeq and is a predicted model, not a curated record.
CAACCAGCAGCCAUGGAGUGGAGGGCAGCCGUAUUUUUUGUUUUCCUACUAAAUAUUGCUGAAUCCAGAAUGCUGCAUAGACAUGAGUUUGGAAUAGCUUCCACACUAGAUUCUUCCCAGUGCUCUACAGAGAAGAAUAUGCUUGGCCUUGCUACCAUCACCUUUGCCCAGUUUGUUCCGGGAGCCACUCUCCAGGAAAUAAACAAAAUGACGAAUGACGUGCUGACUGCAAUUAAGAAACCCACUAGUGAUGAGCAGCAUGGAGGGUGUUUAGAAAACCAGAUGUCUGUGUUUCUGGAUGAAAUUUGCCACGAGAAGGAACUCUCUGAAAAGCAUGGAUACUCCAACUGCUGCAGCCAAAGUGGGGAGGCGAGGCACCAGUGUCUGCUUGCACACAAGAAGACUGCUUCAGCCUCUGUCUUGCCCUUUAGCUUCCCAGAAGCUGCAGAGAGUUGCAAAGCAUACAAAGAAAACAGGGAGAUGUUCAUGAAUAGGGUCAUCUACGAAGUGUCAAGAAGGUACCGCUUCAUGUAUGCACCUGCCAUUCUUUCCUUGGCUGCUCAGUAUGAUAAAACAGUCCCAGUUUGCUGCGAAGCUGAAAACAUGGAGGAAUGCCUCCAGACAAAGAGAGCAUCAAUUGCAAAGGAAUUGAAAGAAGGAAGCAUGCUGAAUGAGCAUGUAUGUGCAGUAUUAAGAAAAUUUGGAUCCCGAAACCUCCAGGCCAUAACCCUUAUUAAGAUGAGUCAAAAGUUUCCCAAGGCGAAUUUUACGGAGAUUGAGAAGCUGGUCCUGGAUGUGGCCCACAUCCACGAGGAGUGCUGCCUAGGAAAUGCAAUGGAGUGUCUGCAGGAUGGGGAAAAAAUCAUGUCAUAUAUCUGUUCUCAACAAGAUAUUCUGUCAAGCAAAAUAGCAGAGUGCUGCAAACUGCCCACCCUGGAACUUGGCUAUUGCAUAAUUCAUGCAGAAAAUGAUGACAAACCUGAAGGUUUAUCUCCAAGUCUAGAUGGGGUUUUGGGAGAUAGAAAUUACGGCCAGCUUUCUUCAGAGGAAAAAAUCAUGUUCAUGGCAAGAUUUCUUUAUGAAUAUUCAAGAAGCCAUACCAAGUUUGCUGUCUCAGUCAUCCUAAGAGUUGCUAAAACAUACCAAGAGAUAAUGGAGAAGUGUUCCCAGUCUGAAAAUUCAGCUGUGUGCCAGAACAACGGGGAAAAAGAACUGCAGAAACACAUCCAGGAGAGCCAGGCGCUGGCCAAGCAGAGCUGUGCUCUUCACCAGAAGCUGGGGGACUACUACUUUCAAAAAGUGUUCCUCAUUGCUUACACAAGGAAAAUCCCUCAACUGACCUCUGCAGAGCUGAUAGACCUCACCAGGAAGAUGGUGAGCAUUGCAUCCACGUGCUGCCAGCUCAGUGAGGAAAACUGGUCUGCCUGUGGUGAGGCAGCGGCUGACCUUUUCAUUGGACACUUGUGUUUAAGACAUGAAGCAAACCCUUUGAACCCUGGUAUUGGUCACUGCUGCAACUCUUCAUAUUCCAACAGGAGGCCAUGCAUCACCAGCUUGGUGAUGGAUGAAAGCUAUGUCCCUCCACCAUUUUCUGCUGACAAAUUCACCUUGAACAAGGAUCUGUGUCAAGCUCAGGGCCAAGCCCUGCAGACCAUGAAACAAGAGCUUCUCAUUAACCUUGUGAAGCAAAAGCCUGACAUGACAGAGGAGCAACAUGAGGCUGUCACUGCUGAUUUCUCUGGCUUUUUGGAGAAGUGCUGCCAAGACCAGGAGCAGGAAGACUGUUUUGCAAAAGAGGGUCCAAAGCUGAUUUCAAGAACUCGUGCUGCUUUGGGAGUUUAAACUCCUCCAGAGGGAAGAGAGGACAAAAUGAAUUGACAGUUUGGUGAUAAUACUUUAAUGACAUGGUGAAGACUUCCAUUUGAGAUUUCUCCCCCCAAGAAAUAAAGACUUCCCA